This is a messenger RNA of Bathycoccus prasinos, 1905 nucleotides long. RefSeq lists its product with no specific name. NCBI's taxonomy places the organism in Eukaryota, Viridiplantae, Chlorophyta, Mamiellophyceae, Mamiellales, Bathycoccaceae. The record is from RefSeq and is a predicted model, not a curated record. The coding region runs from base 1 to 1905 and encodes 634 amino acids. The transcript has a single exon. Gene Ontology annotation, molecular function: mannan synthase activity. Gene Ontology annotation, cellular component: Golgi apparatus.
AUGUUUCGAAGCCAAAGCACGCCGCUGACGGGGACCUCGGCAUCCUCCUCGGGGGUCUUGCUCUCUCCGCGGUACGAUUGCAAAUCCCCGCGAUCUUUAUACCACGCGAGAACGCAGAAAAAGAAGAAAUCGCCGCUCUCGACGACGUGCUUCAUUUUGUGCGUUUUCGUGUUUUGUUUGGUGGUGGUUUUGCACCGGAUGGAGGUGAUUUUUGGCCGCCAUCCGCGCGCGAGGGGGAUGUCCGCGUUUUCGUUGCUCGCAAGUGGUGGUGAGAGAGGAGAUGAGGAGAUUGAGAAGGCAUCAGUAUCGUCGUUUCCGUCCAUCUCCUCGGAAUCUUUUUACUGGGCGUUGGUGACCGCGGACGAUAUACGCGUCGCGUUUUUUAAUCCCGUGUUGAAAGUUAUCGUUGGAUUUACGGCGUUCUUAUCCGCUUUAGUCGCGGCAGAUCGGGCGUUUCAUUUAUACGUCGCGUUUUAUUGGAAGUAUUUGUCGAGAAAAGACUAUUUGGACAGAUUUAAGCGGCCGAGCGGGAAACGAGUGCCGUCGUAUUCGAUGGAGGAAAUGCAACAAAGUUCACAUUCGUCGUUUUUGCCGCCGGGCGCGGAGUAUUAUUCAACCAUCCCAAACGUCGUCGUCCAACUCCCAAUGUUUAACGAAACCGCCUGUUGCGAAGAUAUCAUCAACGCCGCGUGUCGCAUGAAAUGGCCAAGAGAGCACUUCAUGGUGCAAGUUUUAGACGACUCCACGGAGUUGGAGGCUCGAGAGAUUGCGCAAAGCGCGGUGCAUCGAUGGAUGAGUCGAGGCGUCAACAUCCAAUACGUGUGCCGAGAAAACAGGAAAGGUUAUAAAGCUGGUUCGAUGUUAGACGCCAUGGAUUUGAUUGAAAACUACGAUUACGUCGCUGUUUUUGAUGCGGACUUUGAUCCUGAUAGCGAUUUUCUGUUCAAUACCGUCCCUUGGUUGAUGGAAAACGAAGACGUCGGUUUCGUUCAGACGCGAUGGACGUUUACGAACGCGAAAGAAACCGUUUUGACCAGAGUCCAAGAAAUUUCCUUGUCGUACCACAUGCUUUGCGAACAGUACGCGCGAUGCUCCGCCGGAUUAUUCUUCAACUUUAACGGCACGGCUGGCGUUUGGAGGAGAAAAUGUAUCGUCGACGCCGGCGGUUGGAACUUUCGCACGACCGUGGAGGAUAUGGAUUUGAGUUUACGCGCGUAUUUAAGAGGGUGGAAGUUUAUUUUCUUGAACGAUAUCACGUGCGAUAACGAGAUUCCGGCUGAAUACGACGCCUAUCGAAAGCAACAACACCGCUGGAGCUGCGGCCCGAUGCAACUGUGGAGGAAAGCGACAAAAACGAUUUUAGAGUCCAACGGCGUCUCGUUGGCAAAAAAAGUCUAUUUGAUCGUGUUUUUCUUUGGUGCGAGAAUGUUUGCAGCGCACAUCGUCAGUUUCUUCCUGUACUGUCUUCUUGUGCCUUUGUGCGCGAUAAGCCCGGAAAUACCAAUCCCAUUUUGGGCGUUAGUUUACACUCCAGUUCUCGUGACGAUGAGUACUGUCGUGUUCACCAAAGAAGGUUGGAAAACAUCAGUCGCGUUUGUUCUGUUUGAAAACGCGAUGUGUGUCGUGAAACUGUCAGCCAUGAUAUCCGGCUUGUUCGAGUUGUCCGACGCGCACGAAUGGGUGGUUACGAAAAAAUUGGGCAACAUGUUCUCGUCGUCGUCGUCGACGUCGACGACGCCUAAAGCGCGCAGAAAAAUCUAUUUCAAAGAGCUCUCGAUGGGAUCUUUCUUCCUUUUUUGCGGCGUCUACGGAAUACUCCAACACCAGCUCGUCCAUUACUCUUUGUUUCUCAUCGCGCAGUCUCUCGUCUUCUUCGCGUUUGGAUUCAAUAGAGUGACGUUUUGA